This is a messenger RNA of Closterium sp. NIES-67, 1684 nucleotides long. Lineage: Eukaryota; Viridiplantae; Streptophyta; Zygnematophyceae; Desmidiales; Closteriaceae. The record is from the annotation of a GenBank genome assembly.
UACGAUAGACGCGAUAGUCGCCAGGCGCGCAGAGGCACAACUCGACCCAGCGACACAUCACCAAAAGUUGCGGGUGAGCCGAGGAAGGAAGUUGCUUAGCUGUAGCCACCCACGGCUCAUCCAUCCCCUCAUCCAUCCACGGUUCCUUCGGCCAUCAUCUGUGCUUUCUUCCCAUUUCAUCCGACUCACUCAAAUUUCGCGAGCUACCGCUACGCAGAACAUCACUCUCUAGCCGCAAGCGAGGUAGGAUUUUGCCACGACAGCUAGAGGCUCCUCGACUUGCUUCAUUAAGCUCUUAGUUUUAGCGUCAUCUGAAGGUUGUCGUCUGCAAUCGUGUUGCGUAAGCCAGGUGCUUGGGAUAAAACACGUCUAGUUAAACUCUCGUGCGAGCAGAGACCACGCUCCCCGUCGAACGGCCCGCUCGGAACAACACGCCUGCCCUCCGAUCAAGAAUACGCCGAAACUAGCAUAACACUUCCGCUCCGACACAUGAUAAUGGCCCGCUCGAUAGAUCACCCGCGGGGCCCGCCCAUUAAACGCUAUACCCCCGCAUUCCGCUAUUUACUAUCCUCCGCGGUCCUGCUCAUCCUCGUUAGUGCCGUCUCCGCUGAAAUGAAGGAUCGCUCUCUCUUCGUCCCGUCGCAAGCUCCCCCGGCGGGGACCCUUCAAUCGGGCGGCCAGGUGACGACGCAGGCGGCCGGCACGCCGCGGUACAUCAACGUGGGUAAUAAUGUCGGGGAGUUCAGCUACCAGUUCAACCCCGCGACGAAUCUCGGCAGUUGGGCAGCUUCAACGAAAGUCUACCCGGGCGACUAUCUCGUGUUCAACUUCCCCACGCGCACGGACGAGGUGUACCAGUUUCCCCGGCAGGCGGACUACGAGCUCUGCAACUACGCGCGCGCCGUGCGCGUGUGCAAGAACUGGGACGGCGCCAGGGGGUGCAAGGUCAAGGCGCAGCAGGGCACCAUGUACUUCGCGUCCGGCAUGCUCGGCCGUUGCCAGCGCAACCAGAAGGUGGCGAUCAAGGUGAAGAACAAGCCGUACACGGUGAGGAGCAUCGUGGUGGGCAAGCCCACGGCGUCGUUCGGGUGGCCGUGGAACCCGCAGGUGGACUACAACCUCUGGAUGCAGUCCACCAAGAUCUACGUCGGCGACAAGCUCGUGUUUAAGUACGCGGCGUACAUGGACGAGGUGUACAUCGUGCCCACGUACAACGACUAUGUCAACUGCAAGUACGACAACUACGUGGCAUACUGCAACGCCACGGACGGCAUCGGUGACGGGUGCUUCAGCUCCGCGAUCACGGUCAACCCGACCUACUUCGUGUCGGGCUCGUAUUCGCACUGCUUCGCGAAUAACCAGAGGCUAGCUGUUAAGGGGCUACCGCCGCCCUCGUAGAGACUCCAGAGUGUGCUGGACCUGUACCUCUUAUUGACACAGACUCGCUCUACAUCACUAGCAAUUGCCUAGGGAUGGCUUCUAGUAGUUAGCCAGCCACCCUAAGGCGUGCGGUUUACUUACCAGUACUCCUCACUUUAGGUGUGCCCUUCUGUCUACAUUAUUACCUAGAAGCUCUACUACAUAAUGUAAGCUUCGGGAUUAUGCAACAUGUGGAAUCAUGUAGUGAUCACAAUACGAACCAAUCAGCUGGAAGGUGGUCUGUUUCCAGGCAGCAAUUGAUAGU